GGCUAUGCUGAAAGUAGCCUGGGAGAAGAUAUGCGCCGAUCGAUACGCUGACUUCACCUAUAGGAUGAGAAGAAGCGGUAAGAAACAACGGUGCGUGUCUCAGGAGAUAUGGGAGAGCUGGCAAAAGGCUUGGGAGGAUCCUGCAUUCAAGAGAAAGCGGGAGAUGUUUGCACAAAACAGGCGCAGUGAGACUGGCGGGGAUGGAGCAGGACCUUCGCGACACACAGGCGGAUCUAUAUCUGCUAUAGAGACAGCUCGAUUAUUAGCUAAAGAAUUAGGUCGUGAGCCCACACCGAUGUCGGAAGCCCACACCGUGGAGGGGUUUACAUACACCACACGAAGACCCACCGAUCGUAAUUACCUUGUCCGACAGACGUUCGGCGCUGAGCGUCAAUGGGGCGAGAAGAAGAGAAAGGUAUACGCAUCGGGUCUCAGGCAUGCACAGUUUACACUGCGUCAGCAGCUCACGCCUCACAGCCAGCGCAAGCACCGCAGCCGGACGCACACUGGCCUCGCACUAUAUGACUGA
This is a messenger RNA of Jatropha curcas, 529 nucleotides long. The record is from RefSeq and is a predicted model, not a curated record. NCBI's taxonomy places the organism in Eukaryota, Viridiplantae, Streptophyta, Magnoliopsida, Malpighiales, Euphorbiaceae.